UCGCCAUUGGAAAACGAGAGCGCGCUCGACGCAGACAGAAUGAGGAGAGCCGAUGAGGGACGCGCAGCGAACGAGCGAGUAGCUGAUUAUUCUCCACUGCACGCGAUUGCUUUUACUUAAACAUUUCUUUUGAGCUGGAAAAGAGACACAGACAUAGGUGAGGAGCUCGGCUGAUGGAUGAGGAUGAGGAUGAUGUGCACAGGAAGGGUCUACAGCACUGGCCUUCCUCCCGUGUUCAGUUAAAGCAGACAGAGACCGCAGGGAGAGCCCCAGUAUCACCCAGCGUAAUGCUGCCCUGCCGAGUGCCCACACGCCUUUUCUACGGUAGCGCAGGAUUGUUACUGCUGGCACCGCCGAGCCGCUCCCAGCCUCCAGACGUGGUGCUCCGGCAGAACCUGCGGAUGAUGGAGCCGGCGGCGCGGCCCGAGCGGAGCGUGGAGACCCUCAUCGGGCAGAAGCUCCAGCUGAUCGGAGAUCAGUUCUAUCAGGAGCACACCGCACAUCACAGAAACCAAAGGAUCCGGGAGCCGCUGUGGUGGCGUGUGGCGCUGGCGGUCUACACGCUUUUAUUUGGAAGAGAGGCCGAGGCGAGGGAGAAUCGCAGGUGAAACGCCUCUCAAACACAGACUGCCAUCCGUGUCCCGAGAGGGACGUUCA
Cyprinus carpio (common carp) is the source of this 657-nucleotide messenger RNA. It is a transcript of the gene bmf1, whose product is annotated as BCL2 modifying factor 1. Bases 174 to 608 code for a protein of 144 amino acids. Gene Ontology annotation, cellular component: myosin complex. The record is from RefSeq and is a predicted model, not a curated record. Lineage: Eukaryota; Metazoa; Chordata; Actinopteri; Cypriniformes; Cyprinidae. The transcript has 4 exons. Gene Ontology annotation, biological process: apoptotic process; negative regulation of autophagy; positive regulation of apoptotic process.